Messenger RNA from Penicillium canescens, 1557 nucleotides. Its product is annotated as DNA-(apurinic or apyrimidinic site) lyase APN1. Gene Ontology annotation, biological process: base-excision repair. The transcript is spliced from 5 exons. NCBI's taxonomy places the organism in Eukaryota, Fungi, Ascomycota, Eurotiomycetes, Eurotiales, Aspergillaceae. Gene Ontology annotation, molecular function: DNA binding; phosphoric diester hydrolase activity; DNA-(apurinic or apyrimidinic site) endonuclease activity. The record is from RefSeq and is a predicted model, not a curated record. Gene Ontology annotation, cellular component: mitochondrion; nucleus. The coding region runs from base 1 to 1557 and encodes 518 amino acids.
AUGUGCUGCCAAACGCCUGAGUCGCCAAAGCGCGAAGACUCUGAAUCAAAGGCUAAUCACAAAAGAAACCUCAGCAGUGGCACAUCUGAUGCCUCGCCUAUGAGAAGAUCCAAACGACAGAAAUCAAGCAUCAACCUCAAGGAGCUGUCUUCUCCGGAGGCAUCGGAAGCAGAGGGAGAAGUUACAUCUCCACUGGUCAAAGAAGAAGCCGUUUACGCACCUGCCCCAGUUGCUGCCCCCAAACGGAAGGCAAAGAAGCCACCAGUCAAGAAAGAAGCCACCGGGGACGCUGAUAGCGCCAAACCUGUCAAGAAAGCGAGAAAAUCCAAGAAAGAUCAAGAGGCUGAAGCUAUGCCUCUGGCAGCUCGGGCGCAGGGUCUGCGUAUGUUCAUUGGCGCACACGUCAGUGCUGCGAAAGGCGUCUUCAAUUCUAUUCACAACAGCCAUAACAUUGGUGGGAACGCGUUUGCGUUGUUCUUGAAGUCGCAGAGAAAAUGGGACAACCCAGCGCUAUUAGAUGAUCAUCGUGAUCAAUUCCGUCAGCUAUGCGCAGAAAAGGGCUAUGAUGCAUCCAAGCACAUUCUUCCACAUGGCUCGUAUCUCGUGAACCUGGCCCAAAGUGACACUGCCAAGUCCAAGCAAGCAUACACCUCAUUCUUAGAUGACCUCCGCCGUUGCGAAGCCCUUGGAAUCUCUCUCUACAACUUCCACCCCGGAAGUACCAACCAAACCCCUCUCCCGGAGGCGCUCGCCCGCCUAGCCAGCACCCUCACCCAAGCAAUCACCGAAACAACAACAGUAAUCCCCGUGCUAGAGACAAUGUGCGGCCACGGCAACACAAUCGGCGGAGCUCUCUCCGAUUUCCGAGAUCUCCUAGCUCUAAUCCCAAAGGAACAUCACUCACGCAUCGGCAUCUGCGUAGAUACCUGCCACAGCUUCGCAGCUGGCUACGAUCUCGCCUCCCCAGAAGGCUUCAAAGCCUUCCUCGCGGAAUUCGACGAGCUAAUCGGCAUUCAAUUCCUCAAAGCUCUACAUCUAAACGACUCCAAAGCUCCCCGCGGCAGCAAGAGAGACCUGCACGCCAACAUCGGCACCGGAUUUCUCGGUCUGCGUGCAUUCCACAAUGUCAUGAACGAGCCCCGUUUCGAGGGCCUACCCAUGGUUCUUGAAACGCCUAUCGAUCGCGCCCCGGAGAAGUCUGCAGACGAUGAAGAUGCCGGAGAUGGUAUUGAAGUGGAAGGCGAGAAAAAGAAGGGUGCCAAGAAAGGACCGAAGCGGCCUGCAGGGGCGGGUGCAGCUACUGUUCAGGAUCCUGGUGUUUGGGCACGUGAGAUUAAGCUGCUCGAGUCGCUUAUCGGGAUGGAUCCUGAGGGUGAAGAGUUCAAGGCUCUUGAGGCUCGGCUUGAGGAGGAGGGUCGUGCGGAGCGUGCCAAGUAUCAGGAUCAGUAUGAGCGGAAGCUUGAGGCGGUUGAGAAGAAGAAGGCUAAGGGGCAUACUAAGCCCAGGGGUCAGAAGAAUCUUAUGGAUAUGAUGAAGGAGGAUGCGAAGAAGGAGUAA